Messenger RNA from Cornus florida, 3502 nucleotides. RefSeq names its product transcription factor bHLH157. The transcript is spliced from 10 exons. Gene Ontology annotation, molecular function: DNA-binding transcription factor activity; protein dimerization activity. Gene Ontology annotation, biological process: regulation of DNA-templated transcription. The record is from RefSeq and is a predicted model, not a curated record. Lineage: Eukaryota; Viridiplantae; Streptophyta; Magnoliopsida; Cornales; Cornaceae. Bases 531 to 3155 code for a protein of 874 amino acids.
AGACAAAAGCUUUCUCUCUCCAACUAUAUAUAUAUAUUCUGUAUCUAUAUAUUAAAACCACUUUAAAUCCCCUCUAUUCUCUUUCACCUGACCACUUUAUAUUGCUAUAUGUUCCUGUUUCCUUACAAAUAUUGUUCUACUAUUAAAACUGCUUUUGGGUCCUUCCUUUACUGUACCUAAGAUUAAGAAGAGCUCUGAACCGUUCAUUCUUUUUGGAACCAAAACAACUACUACUACUACUUUUCUGUUUUGAUCACUGAAGCUUCUUUAACUUAAGCCAAACCAAACCCACUUUUGGUUCCACUUCAAACCAACUCUGUGUGUUGUUUAUCUUCAAAUCAAACACUUUUUCCAACUACCUUCACUUCACUCGAAUCAGUGAAACUUGUCCCGAUCGUGAUUUCUCAGCAGCUCGAUCUUAAAGCCCACAAAUUUUGUUUUCAGAAAGCGUUUUUGGGUUGACUUGUACUCGAUUUGAUUUUUGUAUAUGAGAAGACAAGAGGGCAUUCUUCUUCCAUUUGAUUUGUAAAAUGUGUAGCCAACAGGGCGAUCCCAUGAUUAAAAACAAGCUUAAGAGACUCUGUUGCAAUUACGGGUGGUCUUAUGGUGUCUUUUGGAGAUUUAAUCAGCGAAAUUCCUUAUUGUUGACAAUGGAAGAUGCCUACUAUGAAAAACAAAUGGGGGCUGCAAUUGACGACAUGCUUCUGCAAGUCCACAUGCUGGGCGACGGAAUCAUUGGCCAAGCUGCUUUCACUAAGAAGAACCGAUGGAUGUUCUCGGAUGCUCACUGUGGAGGACAGAAUCCUGUAGGUUCUAAUGGGAUUCAAGAUGUAUUCCAGGAUGAUUCUGAAAUUCGUCGCCAAUUUUGCUCUGGAAUACAGACCAUUGCGGUAAUCUCUGUUGAACCACGAGGUGUAGUACAGUUUGGUUCUACCCAGAAGAUGCUGGAGAGUAUGGAAUUUGUGGAUCAAACAAAAAGACUAUUCCGGGAGAUGGAAAGCUGUGAUGGGCUUACACUGUCAGAAAAUGCACCUUCAUCGUCAACCAGUGAAGUUUAUAGUCCGUAUGGGUUGUUUACUUCGUCGGUAUCAUCAGGAAAUUCCAAUUUUGGCAAUAUGAAACCCAUGCAUGGUAUCAACUCUAAUUUUUUUAUGGGAACACCUUGUUCUUCUACAAAUCUUUCGCAGCCAGCCCUUUUCAGUUCCAACCACAUAAAGAUGUCCCCCCUCAUUAGGAACUCAUCCCAUCUUGGAAACCAAUUGCAAACGGUUCACACAGAUGCCCAAGUUAGAUUACCUAACAAGUCUGGUACACAGUUAGGACAACCAUUUUUUCAGUCGACCGCUUGCGUUAAUCACUCAGCUGUCCAAACCCCUUGUAUGAGUAGUGGAGAUUCUAUUCUAACGUCAUUCGAGCAAAAACUGCCAUCUGAAAUGGGGGUUCAGGGUUCUCAUGAUAUGUUUCCUGCUAAGCCAAAUGGUACUGCAUCCUGCAGAAAUACAUUUCAGAUAUCCCCGGACUCAACGUUCACUUCAUUACACAGCACAGGAGGAUUACUUGAUGUAGAGAAAACAUCUCAAUACAGCUCAGGAGAAUUGAUGAACCACCAGUGUUCUGCUAUGUUAUUCCAUGGAACCAAAAGUGGACUUGCUGAAAUAUCAACUAGCCCAUAUGCAUACCAAGACUUGUUCCCGGCAAGUGAUUUUAUGUCAGAUCUCUCUAAUUCAUGCCCACUGGACGAUUUUUCCCAGUUGUUUGUCCCCUCAAUAGAGCAGAGCAAUAACACAAUGGCUUCGGCACUAAACGACAACCUGUCACAAGAAGCGAGACUUGCCUCAGUUUUAUCUAAUUUGAACGGAGCUGAUGGUCUGAGCGAAAUUCCAAGCAACCAUCUAGCUAGUUCUGUGCAAAGUUCCAUUACAAGCACAUUUACUUCUGAUGGACAAGAGAAAUGUUCAAAUAUUUCUGGUAUUGAAAAUGACCUGUUUGAUAGUUUGGGUGUAGAUUUUGGGUGCGGACAGGCAGGGGAUCUUUUAGAUGACAUUCUAAUGCCAGUAAUGAGUGGUGGUCAAUUGGAUUUUACUGCUAGUACUUCAGGGUGCAUCUCAGAGCAACAUGUUGAUCACAAGGUCCCCCAGAAAGGGUUAUUCUCCAAAUUAGGAAUUGAACAGCUUUUGGUUGGUGUUCCUGGGAAUUCUAAUUCUGUUGCGAGAUCAAGUUUUGAGGAUGAACUAUCCUUCACAGCUAAAAGAAGAAGAAUAGGGAGCAGUGAUCAAGUGCAGUUUUCAGGGCUUUCAUGCUUUGGUGAGAACAAGAACUUAUUGCAGCCUGUAUGUAACAUGGACAGGAAAAACAAUUUUGAACCUAAGAAAGAGGUCAUCCUGAAAUCGGAGAUAGAGUCAUGGAUUCGUGACAGCUAUAGCAUGAAUGGUAGAAGCACUGUUGUAUCACAACCUAAAAGGGAAGAACCUGCAAAGGUGACCAAGAAGAAGGCCAAACCUGGGGCUCGACCAAGGCCUAGAGACCGCCAGCAAAUCCAAGACCGUAUCAAUGAGUUGAAAGAACUUAUUCCUAAUGGUGUAAAGAUGAGCAUUGAUUCCCUGCUAGCUCAAACCAUCAAACACAUGCUUUUUCUGCAAAGUGUCACAAAACAUGCUGACGAACUUAAACAAGCAGAUGAGCCGAAGAUGAUCGGCCAGGAGAAUAAAGUGGUUAUGAAAGUCAACUCCAGUGGUGGUGGUGGCAUUACGUGGGCAUAUGAAUUUGGUACUCAAACAAUGGUGUGUCCACUGGUGGUUGAAGACCUUAGUCCCGCCGGGAAAAUGCUUAUAGAGAUGCUUUGUGAAGAACAAGGAUUCUUUCUUGAGAUAGUAGAUAUUAUUAGAGGUUUUGGCUUGACGAUCUUAAAGGGAGUGAUGCAAGUUCGGGAAAAUAAGCUAUGGGCACGCUUUAUUGUUGAGCCUGAGGCAAGCAGGCAUGUAGCGAGAGUGGAGAUAUUUAUGGCCCUUGUUCAGCUUCUACAACCAACAGCCGCCAGUGAGAUCGAAGCUAGUGAUCAGCCUAGUAAUGUCAUCGAUGGAGGGACUACUCUGUUCAACAAUUAUCAUCAAACUGUGGUUCCACUUCCCAUCAGCUUGGCCGACACACUUUGCUGAUUGAGUUUAUAAUGGAGCUAGAAAUGCCUUGAGCGUGCAUUCACCUAUAGGGUGCCUGCCAUGAUUGGUAUUAGGAAAUCGAACCUGAAGGCCGGGCUACAACAAUAGAUGAAAAAUGAGGAUAGGAUGAGGAAAAUGGAAUGUCUACACUUGUUUAUAGCUAGGAAAUACUUCUAAAAGAAAGGCUUUUUGAGUUACUUUUGUAAAGAGUUCCCGGUGGAAAUGUUGAAUGAAGUAUUCUACAGGAGGACACGUCCAGUGCAAUAGGCAAACCCAUACAAUUGAUGGGGUCUGUGUUUGGUGAGAAUUAAGGGAACAGAAAUUGAGAAUAGUGGUGCUUUUAUUUC